Alternaria atra is the source of this 1257-nucleotide messenger RNA. RefSeq lists its product as uncharacterized. Gene Ontology annotation, molecular function: structural constituent of ribosome. Gene Ontology annotation, cellular component: mitochondrial small ribosomal subunit. Bases 1 to 1257 code for a protein of 418 amino acids. The record is from RefSeq and is a predicted model, not a curated record. Gene Ontology annotation, biological process: mitochondrial translation. Lineage: Eukaryota; Fungi; Ascomycota; Dothideomycetes; Pleosporales; Pleosporaceae. The transcript is spliced from 2 exons.
AUGCCCCCUCGGUUACGGUGUUCAAACUUUUCAACACCGGCCGCUCCAUCACAGGUCACUCAGUGCUUAGUUGCACGGCCACAACCCGUCUCGAAUCCGUCACGGCAUUCGCGGCAAUUCUCACAGACACCAUGUCCACAAAUCACAUUACGGCGGCGGAAAUUCUAUGAGUGGCUCAAUGGGCCUGGUCGGCAGCUCAAGGAACCUAUUCCAGACUCAACAAACUACCUGGGAGCUUACGACAAGUAUGGCAACCUAGUACGUGCUGGUCCUGGAUGGAGGAACGACGGGGGCGCAAAGGCUGCGGCCUCGACCAAGACAGAACAAGCCGGUGUAGAAGCCAAGGCAGAAGAGACCACAGAAGCGGCGCCUGCAGGACAGGAGAGCUUGGACGCACUAGAGGCCGCAAUACAGUCUGGUGCAGCUGAAGAGAAGGAAACCAAGAAGAGAAGCGAAAAGCAAGAUGACAGCAAGCUUCCACCUGAAACGGCAGAAGACUUGCGGCCAUUCCCGCUCAAUCAGUACUUCCGCAGCCAGCCAGUUCUGAGCGAAGACCUACGGGAAGCAAUCUACCGCAGAGUUAAAAAGGACGGCGCGACAGUAUCGCUUGCCAGUGUCGAGUUCGGCGUCAGCAAUGAGCGUGUCGGCGCAGUAGUGCGACUGAAGCAAAUGGAGAAAGAGUGGAUAGCCCAGGGCAAAACACUCGCACUUCCCUACUCCAAGGCGGUGCUCUCCAUGCUUCCAACAACUCCACAUAUCGACACAUCGCUUCCUAAGAACAAGGGCAAACGGCCGAUUACCCACGAGCCCAUCAAUGACCUGAUGGUACAUCCCGCCACACGCCAGCAGCUUUUCGUGCCUGUUGCCGAGUCUCGGCGCUUCACGCGUGAAGACGCUGGUAAGGCGUUUGACAACACGCUAUUACCGGCCGACGCACGCAUCCCCCAUCCGGAACUUGUGCAGGCGGAGCGUGAGUCGGAGUUGGGGCUCUCGUUCGACGAGCGCAGAAAGCUCGCAGAGCAGCGCUUUGAACAAGAGCAGGAAAAGAAGAGGAAGGAGGAGAGGCGAAAGGAAGAGGAGCUUAGGGCCAUGAAAGUGGUGCCGAAGCGGAGAUGGGAUUUCGUCUUCAAGGACGUCAGCGUAGAAGCUGCGGGCAGAGAUGGAAGAGGAGCAGCCGCAGCCGGAUGGCGGUAUGGUGUGCCGCACCAGGACCGCAAGAGAGGCAUUCCCAAGAUUCCUACGCGGGUCGAGGCAUAG